CACCUCAGACUUUGGGUUGACAUAUCUGGGUGCGUGGUGGGGUGGGCGGGCCUGUUCUUAACCUCGGCCUGGAGUUUCAUAGUAAUGGGGGACCACGGGGAGGAGAAUACCUCUUCUUUUUAAUUGCUCCGAGGACAGCUGCCAAAGAGAUGCAAUAGUCCCACUCCCUUUUGGGGGCCAGGGAGGGGUCGGGUUGUUUCCGCCAUGUUGGUGAAGGCGAGGGAAGGCGACUGGAGCUCCAGGACUGUCGGCUCUGCUGGCUCAAGUCCGCCAUAUUAAUAAAGAGAAAGGGAAGGUUGACCACCCCCCCCCCCACCCCACCCAACCACCCCCACACACAGAAACACACGUCUUCUUCCUACCCCGCUCCCACGACUCGGCUCAGUGGGCCCUUCCCCUGCCUCACUUGCCCAGUUUCGGCCCGAAAGAAGCGUAGCAGCCAGCGCCUCAGAACAGGCUAAAGACAGCGCCGAAUGAGGGGGAAAGGGAAAUGCCGACCAAUUGCGCCGCCGCGGGCUGUGCUACUACCUACAACAAGCACAUUAACAUCAGCUUCCACAGGUUUCCUUUGGAUCCUAAAAGAAGAAAAGAAUGGGUUCGCCUGGUUAGGCGCAAAAAUUUUGUGCCAGGAAAACACACUUUUCUUUGUUCAAAGCACUUUGAAGCCUCCUGUUUUGACCUAACAGGACAAACUCGACGACUUAAAAUGGAUGCUGUUCCAACCAUUUUUGAUUUUUGUACCCAUAUAAAGUCUAUGAAACUCAAGUCAAGGAAUCUUUUGGAGAAAAACAACAGUUGUACUCCAACUGGACCAUCUAGUUUAAAAUCAAACAUUGGUAGUCAGCAAGUACUACUUGAACACAGUUAUGCCUUUAGGAAUCCUAUGGAGGCAAAAAAGAGAAUAAUUAAACUGGAAAAAGAAAUAGCAAGCUUAAGAAGGAAAAUGAAAACUUGCCUACAAAAAGAACGCAGAGCAACUCGAAGAUGGAUCAAAGCCACUUGCUUGGUGAAGAAUCUAGAAGCAAAUAACAUAUUACCUAAGGGCACAUCAGAACACAUUUUACCAACUGCCUUAAGCAAUCUUCCUUUGGAGGAUUUCAAGAUUCUUGAACAAGAUCAACAAGAUAAAAUGUUACCAAUUCUCUAAAACAGAAAAAGAGUACCUUCAUUUAACAUUAGCCUGCAUAUAACUUGAUGCCCUCCUUCAUUUAUUCAAAGGUAAAGACAUUUAAGAAAAUUAUGCCAAACUUGGGUAUUUAAUAAAGUUUUACUUGAAGUAACAUUAUUACUGUAUAAUUUAUGAAGACUUGAUUACAAAAAAAUGGAAAACUUUCUAUUAAACUUUUGUUUGAAAAAGAAUGGAAGUGCCUUACAUGAGAAUUACAUAAAAAUUUUGUUGUAUGUUUGCAAGAUGUGUUGUGUUUUUGUCUUUUUAAACUACUUUUAAAAGAACAGUCUAUGACAAGUAAUGUGUUUAAUUUAUAUUAGAAAAAAAUUUGUGUACCAAAGUUGGGAUAUUAAAUUCUAAAUAAGAUGCUAAGUAGUAGUUAACAACAUUAAAUAUGACUUUAAAACUGCUGGGUUUUGUAUUAAUUAUUAUUGGCACUGUGAUUUGGAAACUACAGGAAAAAACCCUAAAGUACAGGGCAACUUUUUAAUUUAAACUUUCUGUAUCUUUUUAACAGUAAAAGUGAGCUAAUCAUGACCUCCCUCAUAAAAAUAUAAGCUUUUAAAAUAGAUUGUAAAAUAGAUUGUAAAAUAUUUUUGAAUGUGAAGUACCCUUGAGUCAUGCAAGUUUGGUAAGGCAUCAAGUACCUCAGACUAGUAAAAACUGGUAACUGAUUAUAUUUACCUUCUAAGAAAAAUGUUGUGAAAUAGAGAUUGGGAUGUAGCCUUUACCUUAAUUAAAUAAAAAAAUAACUGUAUAUACUAUUUUACUCACAAUAAAAACAAUACAUUUUUAAUUUCAACAUUGGUUCAUUAAUAAGCAAAUAUACUACCAAGUUCCAUGUUAGGGACUUCCUCUGUCUUCACGUAUGUUGAUACCAAAACUUUUAAGCUUUUUUCCUCCAUAAAACCGUUAUAGAAUUUAAUCAUAGAAAAGUACUUACCAUAUUAUAUCUUUAAAACUUAUAACUUUAAAUGGAAUCAGUUUAUCUUACACAUCUUGCUUUUUAUCUCCUUUUUUAGUUGAGAGUCAAAUGGAACAACCGUACUGCAUAAGGGAAAUGAAAUGUAAUUCUCUAUAAAAGUACAUCUGUUAAUAAAGCUAUGCAAGUGCUAAUUAUUUUACAAAAUAAAAUAUCAGAACUAUUCUUGUAAUUGCCACUUGAACAAUUAAAGAGUUUGCCUUACUUCACCAGAUAAAUGUUCAAUAAAAACCCUUUCCUUCAAAUAGCUUUGAUCAAAUCAUGCAAAAAUUUAUUAAAGAAUAAUGAAUUUAGUUAGUCCAUCCUGAUUCAAGCUUCUGACACCAUCAUAUGAAAGUAGCAUACACCUAAUCAUAAAUUGCUGUAAAUCUUUUUAUAAGGUAAAUGUUACUUGAUGAUGAAAAAAAAUAUUUUUGCCAACUUUUUAGGUUGCUGGUUUUUUAUGAUAUUGCUUGGAUCCUAGGAACAAUCUUUUUACAGUAUUCGCAUCCUUCUUUUAAUAAGGAAUGCCUCCCAAAUAACUAGAAUUCACAAAGGCAAAGGUAGGAAAAGUCUAUUUUAGUUAUCAGGCGCUUACAACAAAUAUUUAUGAAAAUCCUUUUGUGUAUAUUGUAAACCUUGUUAGUCAUUUUAUCUUUAUCUUAAAUAGUGAAUGUAGCUCCUUGGAAUUGUCAUUACAUGUUUAUUUUUCAAAUAUGGUUUCAAAUAUCUUUUGACUAACAUAAUCAUCAGCAAACUCUGACUGUACCUACUUUAUACCUCAAAAUAAGUUAAGCAAAUAAUUAUUUAAAUAUAAAGUAUGUUUUCCAUAAGUAGACUCAUGGUUCACUACUGCUUCCUAAUACAAAACAAAACACUAAUUAAUGUAGACUGGUUCCCGUCUACAAUAAUAUCUUGGUAUCUAAAACAAAAAAAUAAAACAUGAAAUACAACAAGGUUUUCAUAACGUUACUUAGUCUUCAUUAUUAUUUCAGACCACUGAAUAAACUGCCACUCAGUAAUUUUAAAGUAAUUUUUUUUGGUGUUUUCUCUAUGUCAUUUUCAUGUUACUGUCCUGAUAACAUCCUCCAAACUCUCCCUGCAUCAUAUUAUUUCAUUAACAUACACCUGUCUACCUUAAAACUAAUCUCAUGCAUAGGAAAAAACCUAAAAGGAAUCUUAAAAUCCUGUUUUCAGUUUAUUGAUAAACUUAUCACUUUGACUAUAUACCAUAAAACUAAUCAAAAUUAUAAUAACUUUUCCCUCGGCUGGACACAACACAUACCCUUUGUUCACUCAUUUUAUGUCUGCCAUUCAUGCUAUGCCUACUAGGCAGUAACCUCUACAAAAAGAAUCAGCAAAAGCCUAGUAACCUGAUAGAAAGAUGAAAAUGAUCCGAUUUACUGCUGGUAGGUUGCUCAAGGUCUCCUGAGAAGUAAAAAAACAAUGUUUUUAUCAUACAACAUGAUAAAUGUUUUAAAAGGCAUAUUUGUGGAGGUUCCUUGGUAAAUGGUGUUGAAUUAGAAUUUAAUGAAAACAUAAACUUCAAUCCUUUUUAUAGUAAAAUAUUUUUCUUUUGAAACAUUUCUUCUUAUGACUUAAGCAAAGGAAGUAGAAGACAUUGGUGUUGACCUGAAUUACAUAGUCGUUUGGUUUUUUUUUUUUAAAAGAUUUUAUUAGGGAAGGGGAGCAGGACUUUAUUGGGGAACACUGUA
Rhinolophus ferrumequinum (greater horseshoe bat) is the source of this 3844-nucleotide messenger RNA. RefSeq names its product THAP domain containing 2 (gene THAP2). Gene Ontology annotation, cellular component: nucleus. Bases 491 to 1147 code for a protein of 218 amino acids. NCBI's taxonomy places the organism in Eukaryota, Metazoa, Chordata, Mammalia, Chiroptera, Rhinolophidae. The record is from RefSeq and is a predicted model, not a curated record. The transcript is spliced from 3 exons.